AGAGCAUGGUAACGGAAGUAGGGCGUUAAGCCCGCCCUCGCUUCCGGGGGGAGUUGUGGUGGCAUGUGGGUGUGCUGGUCUCCGCGUGUGUCUCCAGUGAUACCGGCUCGGAAGUACAGAGGUGCUGGCGUCGCGGGGCUGGAGACUCAAACACAGCAACCAUGGAAGAAAGCUUCCCCCGAGGGGGUACAAGAAAGACCCACAAAUCAGAGAAAGCUUUCCAGCAGUCGGUUGAACAAGACAACUUAUUUGAUAUUUCUACUGAAGAGGAAUCUACCAAAAGGAAAAAGAGCCAGAAAGGGCCAGCAAAAACAAAAAAGUUGAAAAUCGAAAAGAGAGAAAACAGCAAGUCUAUAAGAGAGAAGUUUGAAAUCCUUAGUAUUGAGUCCCUGUGUGAGGGGAUGCGGAUUUUGGGUUGUGUGAAAGAGGUAAAUGAACUGGAACUGGUGGUGAGUCUCCCCAAUGGCCUCAAGGGCUUUGUGCAAGUGACUGAAAUCUGUGAUGCUUACACCAAAAAGCUGAGUGAGCAGGUGGCUCAAGAAGAACCUCUGAAGGACCUGGCCCGCUUGCCUGAACUCUUCUCACCUGGGAUGCUGGUGAGGUGUGUGGUGAGCAGUGUGGGCUUCACAGAAGGGGGCAAAAAGAGUGUCAAGCUAUCUCUGAACCCCAAAAAUGUCAACGAAGUGUUAUCUGCUGAGGCCCUGAAGCCCGGCAUGCUGCUCACAGGCACUGUGUCCAGCCUGGAAGACCACGGCUACCUAGUGGACAUUGGUGUUGGUGGGGCCAGAGCUUUCCUGCCACUGCAGAAAGCCCAGGAAUAUAUCCGACAGAAGAACAAAGGUGCUGAAAUGAAGGUGGGUCAUUAUCUGAACUGCGUUAUUGAAGAGGUGAAAGGUAACGGAGGAGUUGUUGGUCUAUCUAUUGGUCAUUCUGAAGUUUCUACCGCCAUUGCUACUGAGGAGCAAAACUGGACCCUUAAUAACUUGCUACCAGGACUGGUUGUCAAAGCCCAGGUACAGAAGGUGACUCCACAUGGCCUUAUAUUGAACUUCCUCUCAUUCUUCACUGGCCUGGUUGACUUUAUGCACUUGGAUCCCAAGAAAGCUGGAACAUACUUCUCAAACCAAACAGUAAGGGCCUGUGUUCUCUGUGUCCAUCCUCGGACCAGGGCUGUGAGGCUGAGCCUGCGCCCCAUCUUCCUGCAGCCUGGGCGCUCACUCACCCGGCUCUCCUGCCAGCACCUGGGAGCAGUGCUGGAGGAUGUUCCUGUCCAGAGCUUUUCCAGCAAGGCUGGGGCCACUUUCAGGCUGAAGGAUGGGGCUCUGGCCUAUGCCCGGCUCAGCCAUCUCUCCGAUUCUAAGAACGUCUUCAAUGCCGAGGCCUUCAAGCCAGGGAACACCCACAAGUGUAGAAUCAUCGAUUACAGCCAAAUGGAUGAACUGGCUUUGCUCUCUCUGAGGACAUCUGUUAUUGAAGCUCAAUACCUUAGGUACCAUGACAUCAAACCUGGGGCAUUGGUAAAGGGCACGGUGCUGACCAUAAAGCCAUAUGGGAUGCUGGUGAAAGUGGGCGAACAAAUCAGGGGCCUGGUACCUCCAAUACACCUGGCCGACAUCCUGAUAAAGAAUCCAGAGAAGAAAUACCACAUUGGGGAUGAGGUCAAGUGCCGGGUUUUGCUUUGUGAUCCUGAAGCCAAGAAGUUGAUGAUGACCCUGAAGAAAACCCUGAUUGAGUCCAAACUGCCUGCCAUUACCUGCUAUGCCGAUGCCAAGCCUGGUCUGCAGACACACGGCUUCAUCCUCAGAGUCAAGGACUAUGGCUGCAUUGUGAAGUUCUACAAUGAUGUGCAGGGUCUAGUGCCCAAGCAUGAGCUCAGUGCCGAGUAUGUCCCUGACCCAGAGAGGGUCUUUCACAUCGGCCAGGUGGUGAAGGUUGCGGUGCUGAACUGUGAGCCAUCUAAAGAGAGGAUGCUCUUGUCCUUCAAGCUGCUGGGUGAUCCAAAGAGAGAGCAUACGGGACACAGUCAGAAGAAAAGAAGAGCUGUUAGUGUUGGACAGUUGGUGGAUGUAAAGGUUUUAGAGAAGACCAAGGAUGGGCUGGAGGUGGCUGUUCUGCCCCACAACGUCCCUGCUUUCCUCCCCAUACCUCAUCUGUCGGACCAUGUCGCCAACGGCCCUCUGUUGUAUCACUGGCUCCAGGCUGGCGACAUCCUUCACAGAGUCUUGUGUCUGAGCCAGAGUGAGGGACAUGUUCUCCUUUGCAGGAAGCCAGCUUUGGUUUCCACCGUGGAGGGCGGCCAGGAUCCUAAGAGCUUCUCAGAAAUCCAUCCUGGGAUGCUGCUCAUUGGUUUUGUGAAGAGCAUCAAGGACUACGGUGUGUUCGUCCAGUUCCCAUCAGGCCUUAGUGGACUGGCCCCCAAAGCUAUUAUGAGUGACAAGUUUGUGACCUCCACAAGUGACCACUUUGUCGAGGGGCAGACGGUGGUUGCAAAGGUGACCAAUGUGGACGAGGAGAAGCAGCGCAUGCUGCUGUCUCUGCGGCUGUCGGACUGUGGUCUAGGGGACCUGGCUACCACCAGCCUCCUCCUCCUGAGCCAGUGCCUGGAAGAGCGGCAGGGUGUGCGCAGCCUCAUGAGCAGCCGAGACUCUGUGUUGAUCCAGACACUGGCUGAGAUGAUUCCAGGGAUGGUCCUUGACCUAGAGGUGCAGGAGGUGUUGGAGGAUGGCUCUGUGGUGUUCAGUGAGGGCCCAGUGCCUGGCCUGGUCCUGAGAGCGAGCAGAUAUCAUCGGGCAGGGCAAGAGGUGGAACCUGGGCAGAAAAAGAAAGCUGUAAUCUUAAAUAUUGAUAUGCUGAAGUUGGAGGUACAUGUUUCCCUUUGCCACAAUUUGGUGAAUCGAAAAGCUAAAAAGCUGAAGAAAGGCAGUGAGCACCAGGCGAUCGUGCAGCACUUGGAGGAGUCCUUUGCUGUCGCCUCCUUGGUAGAGACUGGCCACCUGGCAGCCUUUUCCCUGACCUCUCACCUCAAUGACACCUUCCGCUUUGACUCAGAGAAGUUGCAGGUGGGACAGGGUGUCUCCCUAACCCUCAAGACCACAGAACCAGGAGUGACUGGUUUUCUUUUGGCUGUUGAGGGGCCAGCUACUAAGAGGACUGUGAGACAGACCCGGAAGGACUCUGAGACAGUCGAUGAAGACGAGGAAGCAGAUCCAGCUCUGGUGGUGGGUGCUGUGAAGAAGCACACCCUGUCCAUUGGGGACAUGGUCACAGGGACUGUCAAGUCCAUUAAACCCACUCAUGUGGUUGUGACCCUGGAAGACGGCAUCAUUGGCUGUAUUCAUGCCUCCCACAUUCUAGAUGAUGUUCCAGUGGGCACAUCUCCUACUGCCAAGCUGAAAGUUGGGAAGACGGUCACUGCCCGAGUGAUUGGUGGGCGAGACAUGAAAACAUUCAAGUUUCUCCCAAUAAGUCAUCCCAGAUUUAUUCGAACCAUUCCGGAGCUGAGUGUCCGGCCAAGUGAGCUGGAGAAGGAUGGCUGCACUGCUCUCAACACUCACACUGUCAGCCCCUUGGAGAAGAUUAAACAGUACCAGGCUGGACAGACCGUGAUUUGCUUCUUGAAGAAGUACAACGUGGUUAAGAAAUGGCUUGAGGUGGAGAUUGCUCCAGACAUCCGGGGGAGGAUUCCCUUGUUGCUCACUUCUCUCAGCUUCAAGGUUCUGAAACAUCCAGAUAAGAAGUUCCGGAUUGGCCAGGCCCUGAAGGCUACAGUGGUUGGCCCAGAUUCUUCCAAGGCCUUCUUGUGUCUCUCACUUAUAGGUCCUCACAAGCUUGAGAAAGGGGAAGUGGCCAUGGGCCGAGUGGUGAAGGUGACUCCCAAGGAGGGGCUGACUGUCUCCUUCCCCUUUGGGAAGAUGGGAACUGUUAGUAUAUUUCACGUGAGUGACUCCUACUCAGAGAUGCCCCUGGAAGACUUCAUCCCCCAGAAGGUUGUCAGGUGUUACGUCCUGUCUGCUACAGACCAUGUAUUGACUCUGUCGCUGCGAUCGUCUAGGACAAACCCGGAGACGAAGAGCAAAAUAACUGAUGCUGAGAUUAACUCCAUCCAGGAUAUUCAGGAAGGGCAGCUCCUGAGGGGCUAUGUGAAGUCUGUCCAGCCGCACGGUGUGCUCUUUGGCCUCGGCCCCUCUGUUGUGGGUUUGGCCCAAUACCCACAUGUCUCCCAGUACAGCCCGUCCAAGAAAGCCCUUUAUAACAGAUACCUCCCGGAAGGGAAGCUGCUUACAGCCAAGGUCCUGAGCCUGAACCGCCAGAAGAACCUGGUAGAGCUUUCAUUCCUCCCCGGUGACACUGGGAAGCCGGACGUGUUUCCCGCCUCCCUAGGACUGCCACUUCUAAAGCAAGAGGAGAGGAAAAUGGAGGCAGGGGAGCAAGAGCACAAAGGAGAAGAAGAGCAGAAGAAGAAGAAUCAGAAAAGGAAAGGGAAGAAGAACGAGGAAGGGCAGGAGGCAGUGCAGCCGCUUGGCAAGGAGAAGAGCGAGUCCCAGAAACCGCAGGCCAAGAAGCAGGGCAAGCGGCCGCGUCGGGAGCCUGCAAGUGAACAGGAAGGAGUGAAGAAGAAGCAGAAGAAAGCUGCUCUGUCAGAGGAAGACGACAGUGGUGUUGAAGUGUAUUAUCGGGAAGGGGAAGAGGAGGUGGAAGAGAGGAGUGUGCUGCCCAAGGGGAAGCCAACCAGGCCAGCAGAAGUGCCCCGGCUACAGCUGUCCUCCGGUUUCAUUUGGGACGUGGGGCUAGACUCUCUGACCCCGGCCUUACCACCUCGAGGAGAGAGCUCAGACAGUGAGGAGGACGACAAGCCACAGCAGUCCACGAAGAGGAGCAAGAAGGAAAGGAUGUUGGAGAAGCAGAAGGCAGAGAAAGAGCUGUCCCGCAUUGAGGAGGCACUGAUGGAUCCCGGACGACAGCCAGAGUCCGCAGAUGAUUUUGACCGACUCUUGCUGAGCUCCCCCAACAGCUCCAUCCUGUGGCUGCAGUACAUGGCCUUCCACCUGCAGGCCACAGAGAUCGAGAAGGCCCGGGCCGUGGCUGAGAGGGCUCUCAAGACCAUUUCCUUCAGAGAGGAGCAGGAGAAGCUGAAUGUAUGGGUGGCUCUGCUGAAUCUAGAGAACAUGUACGGCUCUCCGGAGUCACUGACCAAGGUCUUUGAGCGGGCUGUGCAGUACAAUGAGCCUUUCAAGGUCUUUCUCCAUCUGGCUGACAUCUACACCAAAUCAGAGAAAUUCCAGGAAGCUGGUGAGCUCUACAACCGGAUGCUGAAGCGAUUCAGGCAGGAGAAAUCUGUCUGGAUCAAAUAUGGUGCCUUUCUUCUGCGGAGGGGCCAGGCUGGGGCCAGUCACCGUGUGAUGCAGCGAGCCCUCGAGUGUCUGCCCAAUAAAGAGCAUGUGGAUGUGAUUGCCAAGUUUGCCCAGCUGGAGUUCCAGCUAGGGGAUGCGGAACGGGCCAAAGCCAUUUUUGAGAACACACUGAGCACCUACCCAAAGCGCACUGAUGUCUGGUCGGUUUACAUCGACAUGACCAUUAAGCAUGGCAGCCAGAAGGAAGUCCGGGACAUCUUUGAGCGGGUCAUUCAUCUCAGCCUGGCUCCCAAGCGAAUGAAAUUCUUCUUCAAGCGCUACCUGGACUAUGAGAAACAACAUGGCACUGAGAAGGACGUGCAGGCCGUGAAGGCGAAGGCCCUGGAAUACGUGGAAGCCAAGAGCUCCGUGUUGGAGGACUAGUGGCCCGCGGGCCUCAGAUGACCACUGUCGGCAGGGGGCCAGCCCUGGCGAAUCUCAGGCGCGUGGGCGGCUGAAAAGCUGUGUUGUCUGAGGACUCUUAUUUAAGUGUUGCUUUUUCUGCAGCACCUUUUAGGGUAAUCCUGUCAGGAUGGAAAAGAACUUGAGCUUUCUUAGACUGCCUUUUUGCUUGUUUUAUUUUAAGUACUAGUUUACUUCAUUUGUACCCUUUUCUGAGGCUGCUCAGUGGUUGUAGGCAGCAGACUCUUGGACCCCUAGAAAAGCUGAGGCGCUCUCCUUCCUGGGAGUUUGCUGGGGACAAGAAUGGAGGGGCUAACUUCUGAUGACCUGGUAGUCAGGAUCUCAGUCUGGCCCCAGCAGGCUCUUGGUCCAACUAGAGGGGGUCAGCAAGAUCCAGGGAGUGGGCCUCCUCCCGUAGGCUGAGUCCCGCAGCCUGUGCUCAGCUAGCACUUGUGCCCUUUUGUGGACUCAGUGAGGCUGGGACAGGAGGAUGAAGGCAGACCCCAGAAAGGACAGUUGGGGAACCCGGGUACCUGAGAGGAAAGCCACAGGGAUUGACAUGAACCACCUGGGAGGCCCAGAUUAUCCAGACUCUCCUAAGUUAGGUGCCUCAUUUGUGAAAUGGGGUCAAAAAGUCCUACUUGGAAUAGUGGUGGGGCCAGGUAGUUAGGAGACUCGGUGAGGACCUAGAUUGCUGUGCUGUGUGAGUUGGGGAGACCACAGUUUUUCUGUGUCUCCCUAUAGCCCCGAUGGGGAGAGAUCCUUGGAUGGAGGGCAUUGAUUGGCUGGAUGAUUUUCCUUGAGACCUGAGGGAAAGGGGACAUGUUGGGUCCACCACACCCACGCCUCCCUGGGGCCCUUGUAAAUUGCCCAGAAAGGUGGUCUCCACCUCCUUUGGUAAUAAUCCUGUAUGUUCCAGAAUUCUUGGAAGCCAGCACAGACUCAGUUGUUGAGGCCAGUUCUUUUCUGGCUGGUCUUAAGGGGAUUAAACGUUUUCUUUGGCAUCGCUCUAAA
Lynx canadensis (Canada lynx) is the source of this 6806-nucleotide messenger RNA. It is a transcript of the gene PDCD11, whose product is annotated as programmed cell death 11. The record is from RefSeq and is a predicted model, not a curated record. Bases 162 to 5774 code for a protein of 1870 amino acids. Gene Ontology annotation, molecular function: RNA binding; protein binding. Gene Ontology annotation, cellular component: small-subunit processome; nucleus; nucleolus. The transcript has 36 exons. Gene Ontology annotation, biological process: rRNA processing. Lineage: Eukaryota; Metazoa; Chordata; Mammalia; Carnivora; Felidae.